Messenger RNA from Pteropus alecto (black flying fox), 416 nucleotides. Its product is annotated as semaphorin-5B-like. The annotation marks the transcript as partial. Lineage: Eukaryota; Metazoa; Chordata; Mammalia; Chiroptera; Pteropodidae. The transcript has 2 exons. Gene Ontology annotation, biological process: axon extension; neural crest cell migration; negative regulation of axon extension involved in axon guidance. The record is from RefSeq and is a predicted model, not a curated record. Gene Ontology annotation, molecular function: chemorepellent activity; semaphorin receptor binding.
UGUGGCACCCUGUCCGAGGUGGGCCCCAACGAGAACCUGACGGAGCGCAGCCUGCAGGAUGCUCAGCGCCUGUUCCUGAUGAGCGAGGCCGUGCAGCCAGUGACACCUGAGCCUUGUGUCACCCAGGACAGCGUGCGCUUCUCACAUCUCGUAGUGGACCUUGUGCAGGCCAAAGACACGCUCUAUCACGUGCUCUACAUCGGCACGGAGUCAGGGACCAUUUUGAAGGCACUGUCCACGACGAGCCGCAGCCUCCGCGGCUGCUACCUGGAAGAGCUGCACGUGCUGCCCCCGGGGCGCCGCGAGCCCCUGCGCAGCCUGCGCAUCCUGCACAGCGCUCGCGCGCUCUUCGUGGGGCUGAGCGACGGCGUGCUGCGCCUCCCGCUGGAGAGGUGCACCGCCUACCGGAGCCAAGG